ACUGUCAAAUUGUCGUUAUUUUCUCUUAUAAAUAAGGAGCUUGUGUUUGUGUAUUGUGGCUGAGUUGCUAAUAUAUUUUUUAUUUUUUAAAUAUUUUUAAAUAUAGAGGCUUAAAAAAGGAAGGAAAAAAAUGAAUAACUUAGCACCUAAAAAAGAUGGAAGUCCAAAUGUUGAAUUCUUUCAAUCAAGUGAAAUUCUACAAGGCUUUGAGUCUAUAAGAUUGUGGUUGCAAAAAAACUCGAAGAAAUAUUUGGCAAAUAGUCCAGAUCCAAUUACGAAGGAGUCAUUGGCGCAGUUAAUAAUUCAGUUUUUGAUUUAUGUUGAAGCUAAGUUGGGCAAAAAUGCACAAGAGCCGCAAACGACAAGAAUUCCGAUGCGUUGCUUUCUUGAUUUUAAGCCAGGCGGUGGAUUGUGUGUUAUACUUUCUACAAUGUUUCGUUUUCGUGCAGAACAGCGUGGCAGGAAAUUUGAUUUUACAGUAGGAAAGAAUCCAGCUCGUAAGGAUCCUAAUAUUCAGUUAUUGAUUGACAUAGAACAGGCAUUAGUGGAGGCUGAUCUCUACCGCAUACCGUACAUUUAUUUACGUCCAGAAAUUGAUAAAACAUUUGCAUCACGCUUACGAGAAAUUCUUGGUACACGUCGUGUUGAAAUAGUAAUGGACGAAGAGGACGCUACACACAUUAUAUAUCCUGUUGUUGAUCCCCAUCCCGAAGAAUACGCGAGACCCAUUUUUAAACGUGGCAAUCAUGUCAUGUUACACUGGUAUUAUUUUCCAGAAUCAUAUGAUUCUUGGACGAUAAAUACAUUUGAAUUACCUGAAAACGUACCAGAAAAUCCUGAAUCUCCACUUGAUCGCUGGCGUGUUUCAGCUUCAUGGAUAACAGACUUAGAACAAUACAAUGAAUGGAUGGCUGAAGAAGACUAUGAGGUUGACGAAACUGGAAAGAAAAAAACACAUAAACAACGUUUAUCAAUAGAUGACAUAAUGUCAUUUGGUAACGAUGAUAAAAAGAAGUCUAAUGCCAGUUCGGUACCAAAGCAAAAGCGCAGAAGAUCACCUUCACCAAGUUCGUCAAAGCCAGGAAAACGUAAGCGUUCCCCUGCAGUAAUGCCAAAAAAAUUACGUAAUGACGAAGAUGAUGAAGACUUAACUCGAGAUAUGGAAGACCCACCAUCAGAACCAAAUAUCCAAGAAGUAGUUAAAGCAACACCUUUACAAACCACUUCUAGCCCUGCGCCAGGAGGGAAAUCACGGGCCGAUAAUGAUAUGUUACCAAUUAAAGGAGGAACUGUUACCGAUUUAGAUGAUGAAAUGACCGGCGGUAGUGCUGUUCAGACACUUUCAACGGGAGAUGGAGAAAACUCACAAACUGGUAAGACAAGCGAUAACAGCAAUACACAGGAAUUUUCAUCAUCAGUUAAAGAAGAUAUGGAAGAUAAUGUAACAGAACAAACUCAUCAUAUUAUUGUACCAUCUUAUUCCGCAUGGUUUGACUAUAAUUCAAUACAUGUUAUUGAGAAACGUGCAAUGCCAGAAUUCUUUAAUAGCAAAAAUAAAUCAAAAACACCAGAGAUCUAUAUGGCAUAUAGGAAUUUUAUGAUCGAUACUUACAGGUUAAAUCCUACAGAGUAUCUGACCAGCACUGCUUGUCGUCGAAAUUUGGCAGGUGAUGUUUGUGCUAUAAUGCGAGUACAUGCAUUUCUUGAGCAAUGGGGGCUUAUUAAUUAUCAAAUCGACGCUGAACUACGUCCAACGCCUAUGGGCCCUCCUCCAACAUCACAUUUUCAUAUACUUUCCGAUACUCCAUCUGGUUUACAAUCAAUUAAUCCUCAAAAAACUCAACAACCGUCUGCUGCAAAAGUCUUGCUUGAUUUGGACAAGAAACCUAUAAUAAAAGAUGGCAAAGAAGGUUCUGUUGAAGCUGAUAAACCAACCACUGGUAUUACGAUUAAAACCGAAGCUCUGGAAAAUGGAAGUACACCACAAAGUUGUAGUCAAUUUGGAUUAAAAUUAGAUCAAUACGCUAAGAAACCUGCAGCUAUGAAAAAUCGUACCGCUGCAAGCAUGUCUCGCGAAUGGACAGAUCAGGAAACAUUACUUUUACUCGAAGGUUUGGAAAUGCACAAAGAUGAUUGGAACAAAGUUUGCGAACAUGUUGGCACACGCACUCAAGAUGAAUGUAUUCUGCAUUUCUUACGUUUACCAAUUGAAGAUCCAUAUUUAGAAGAUGACGGUGGUUUCUUAGGUCCUCUCGGUUGUCAACCCAUACCAUUCAGUAAAUCUGGUAAUCCCAUAAUGUCAACAGUUGCAUUUUUGGCUUCCGUUGUUGAUCCCAGAGUAGCUGCAGCCGCUGCUAAGGCUGCUAUGGAAGAAUUUGCUGCCAUUAAGGAUGAAGUACCCGCUACAAUUAUGGAUAACCAUAUGAAAAAUGUAGAGAAAGCUUCUGCUGGUGGUAAGUUUAAUCCUACAUUUGGUUUAGCAAAUAGUGGAAUUGCUGGCACAGGAACUGAUAAAGAAGAUGAAGAUCCGAAUACACCAGCUGUUACUACACCAUCAGAUGAAGAGAUGAAGGACUCGUCUAAGAAAGAAGAAGAAAACAAAUCAAAAUCGACAGAUGAUAAUUCAGAAAAAACAGACAAACCAGAUUCUGAAACUGAUAAGAAAACUGAUGAUAACCAAAAUGCAGAAGGGAAGGAGAUUAGGACGGAAGAAAUAUGUGAUGGCGAGAAUAGCAACGCAGUAAAUAAAGAUUGUGAGGAUAGUAAACAAGUUUUUAAUGAAAAUAAUGUGCAAACAGCAGCUGCAGCAGCACUUGCUUCUGCAGCUGUGAAAGCAAAACACUUGGCAGCUUUAGAAGAGAGAAAAAUAAAAUCACUUGUAGCUCUCCUUGUGGAAACACAAAUGAAAAAAUUGGAAAUAAAGCUGCGUCAUUUCGAAGAAUUAGAAACAACCAUGGAACGUGAACGGGAAGGUUUAGAAUACCAGCGGCAACAACUAAUAACCGAACGGCAACAGUUUCACUUAGAACAACUUAAAGCAGCUGAAUUUCGUGCUAGACAGCAAGCCCAUCAUCGUUUACAGCAGGAACAGCAAUGGCAAGGUGCUGCCGGUGGCCCUCCCGGUAAUAGCGGUAAUCAACCUAGUGGGCAAACUGGUCAAUUUUUACCGACUGGAGGACCUGCAUCAAGUAGUGCGCAUUCCAGUUCAAUCGGAUCAAACUCACAAUGUCCAUCAACACACAAUUCAAAUGUAACUGGGCCGCAACAUCCACCAGUGCCAAUGGAAACAAUGCCUACAUCCGGCAAUCAAAGUACUUCUAAUCAAACAGAAAAUUCAACUAUAUCACCAACAUCAGGACAACAGCUUCUUUCUACUAAUACAUCAGGGGCAACAGUCCCAUCUGCUCCUACUGGUCAAUCACUAAAUGCACCACUAGGCGUACCUCCAACUGGUGCUCCUACAGCUUGAGAUGUUUAUGGUUUAGAUAAAUUUAGAAAUUUAGAAAUUAAGAAUUGACAGGAAAAUUUAAUAUGUCAUUCCUUUGUUCUCCUCUUAUUAAAUUAAGAAAUAUUAGGGGCACAAAUAUAAUCUCAUUUCGUCAUUGGAAUGCUUUGAGCUCUUCGCCUCCCUCAUUUCAUCUUUAUUGAGUAGCUCGAUAUAAGACAAUAUAUACUUUAUCAGUCUAAUCUCAUUUCGUCAUUGGAAUGCUUUGAGCUCUUCGCCUCCCUCAUUUUAUCUUUAUUGAGUAGCUCGAUAUAAGACAAUAUAUACUUUAUCAGUCUUUUAUCACAGCAUUAUAAAAUUAUAUUAUACUAACUUUAAAUGCAACUUAAUAAAGUAUAAAAUUUACUUAUAUAUUAACUUA
Messenger RNA from Teleopsis dalmanni, 3866 nucleotides. It is a transcript of the gene mor, whose product is annotated as SWI/SNF complex subunit SMARCC2. The transcript has 9 exons. The coding region runs from base 131 to 3469 and encodes 1112 amino acids. Gene Ontology annotation, cellular component: SWI/SNF complex. Gene Ontology annotation, biological process: positive regulation of DNA-templated transcription. The record is from RefSeq and is a predicted model, not a curated record. Gene Ontology annotation, molecular function: histone binding; DNA binding. Lineage: Eukaryota; Metazoa; Arthropoda; Insecta; Diptera; Diopsidae.